AUGUCAACUGCUGAGACUAAUCAACUUCAAGAGUCUUUGGAGAAAUUGAACAUCGACUCAUCCUCCACUGGUCCUGCUGAAAACAAACAAGCACCAUCAGAUCCAGCUGCUGGUUCUGGUGCUGGUUCUGCCGCUGAACCUUCUUCUGAAGAACAAGGUGAGUUAGGUGGUGUUGCCGAAAACUCAGCUUCUUUGUAUGUUGGAGAAUUAAACCCAUCAGUCAAUGAAGCAACUCUUUUUGAAAUUUUUUCACCUAUUGGUCAAGUUUCUUCAAUUAGAGUUUGUCGUGAUGCUGUUACCAAAAAAUCCUUGGGUUAUGCUUAUGUCAAUUACCACAAGUUUGAAGAUGGUGAAAAGGCUAUUGAUGAGUUGAACUAUAGUCUCGUUGAAGGCAGACCAUGUCGUAUUAUGUGGUCUCAAAGAGACCCAUCAGCAAGAAGAUCCGGAGAUGGAAACAUCUUUAUCAAAAACUUGCACCCUGCUAUUGAUAACAAAGCCUUACACGAUACUUUUUCAGCAUUUGGUAGAAUUUUGUCAUGUAAGGUUGCUACUGAUGAUAUGGGACAAUCUAAAUGUUUUGGUUUUGUUCAUUAUGAAACUGGUGAAGCUGCUGAAGCUGCCAUCGAAAAUGUCAAUGGUAUGUUGUUAAAUGAUCGUGAGGUUUUCGUUGGUAAACAUGUCUCAAAGAAGGACCGUGAAUCCAAGUUUGAAGAAAUGAAGGCAAACUAUACAAACAUUUAUGUCAAAAACAUUGAUUUGGGAUUCACUGAAAAAGAGUUUGAAGAAUUAUUUGCUCCAUAUGGUAAGAUUACUUCCAUUUACUUGGAAAAGGAUCAAGAUGGAAAGUCAAAAGGUUUUGGUUUUGUCAAUUAUGAAGAACACAAAUCCGCUGUUGAUGCAGUUGAAGCCUUGAACGAUAAGGAAAUCAAUGGUCAAAAGAUUUACGUUGGUAGAGCUCAAAAGAAGAGAGAAAGAACUGAAGAAUUAAAGAAACAAUACGAAGCCAUUAGAUUGGAAAAAUUGUCUAAAUAUCAAGGAGUCAAUUUGUUCAUCAAAAACUUGGAUGAUCAAAUCGAUUCUGAAAAAUUGGAAGAAGAGUUUAAGCCAUUUGGUACUAUUACCUCUGCCAAGGUUAUGGUUGAUGAUGCCGGUAAAUCCAAAGGAUUUGGUUUUGUUUGUUUCAGCACUCCAGAAGAGGCCACCAAGGCCAUCACCGAGAUGAACCAAAGAAUGAUUAAUGGUAAACCAUUAUAUGUCGCUUUAGCUCAACGUAAGGAUGUUAGACGUUCUCAAUUGGAACAACAGAUUCAAGCAAGAAACCAAAUGAGAAUGCAAAAUGCUGCUGCUGCAGGUGGAUUCCCUGGUCAAUUUAUGCCUCCAAUGUACUAUGGUCAACAAGGAUUCUUCCCACCGGGUGGUAGAGGCAAUGCUGCUCCAUUCCCUGGACCAAACCCACAAAUGAUGAUGAGAAGAGGACAACCUGGCCAACCAUUCCCUGAACAAUGGCCAAGACCAGGUCCAAAUGGACAACCAGUGCCAGUCUAUGGUAUCCCACCACAAUUCCAAGAUCAAAGAGCUCAACAACAGCAACAACAACAACAACAGCCACAACAACCACAACAGCAGCAACAAAGAGGUUACUACCCAGGACAAGCUGGUGUCAAGGUUCCAGCUAAAGAAUUGGCUGCUAUCAUCUCUAGCGUUCCACCAGAACAACAAAAGAGGAUUUUGGGUGAAGAAUUGUACCCAAGAAUUGUUGCUACUGGAAAAGCUCAAGAGCCUGAAGCUGCUGGUAAGAUUACUGGUAUGAUGUUGGGAUUGGAAAACCAAGAAAUUUUGGAUUUGUUGGACGACGAUGAAUUGUUUAACAACCACUUUGAAGACGCUUUAACUGCUUACGAAGAGUAUAAGAAAUCCGAAGCAGAAGCUGCUGCUGGUAGUGAGGAAGCUUAA
This is a messenger RNA of Lodderomyces parapsilosis, 1953 nucleotides long. RefSeq names its product polyadenylate-binding protein. Lineage: Eukaryota; Fungi; Ascomycota; Pichiomycetes; Serinales; Debaryomycetaceae. Gene Ontology annotation, cellular component: ribonucleoprotein complex; nucleus; cytosol. Gene Ontology annotation, molecular function: poly(U) RNA binding; poly(A) binding; mRNA 3'-UTR binding. Bases 1 to 1953 code for a protein of 650 amino acids. The record is from RefSeq and is a predicted model, not a curated record. The transcript has a single exon.